Molecule: messenger RNA, 438 nt
Organism: Linderina pennispora
Lineage: Eukaryota; Fungi; Kickxellomycota; Kickxellomycetes; Kickxellales; Kickxellaceae
Product: DSPc-domain-containing protein
Exons: 1
Biological process (GO): negative regulation of MAPK cascade; protein dephosphorylation
Cellular component (GO): cytoplasm
Molecular function (GO): protein tyrosine/threonine phosphatase activity; MAP kinase tyrosine/serine/threonine phosphatase activity
Source: RefSeq, a predicted model, not a curated record
UAUGGCGACGGGCCGCGGCAAAUCAUGGACCUGCUGUUUCUGGGCGGCGAGGGCAACUUUGACGGCAUGCAGCUGUCGAAGCUGGCAAUUACGCAUGUGCUCAAUGUCGCCCGCGAAGUGACCGGGCCGAUGCGCAGUGGCGAGAAUGUGGAUAUGGCCGGCCAUCCCAUUGCCUACAGACACUACCGGUGGGACCACGACGAGCCGGAUCUGCACAAGUACUUUGACGAGUGCUUUGCAUUUAUUGAUGCCGCGCGCAGCCGCAACGAGAACGUCCUGGUGCACUGCCAGCUGGGCGUGUCGCGCUCGGCGUCCCUGGUCAUCGCAUAUGUGAUGCGCACGCUUGGGAUGGGGUUCAGCGCUGCCUACGAGUACGUGCAGAGCCGUGCGCCGUGCAUUAGCCCGAACCUGUCGCUGAUUGCGCAGCUGUGCGAGUAC